Messenger RNA from Entrophospora sp. SA101, 1343 nucleotides. NCBI's taxonomy places the organism in Eukaryota, Fungi, Glomeromycota, Glomeromycetes, Entrophosporales, Entrophosporaceae. The record is from the annotation of a GenBank genome assembly.
AUGGAUAGAAAUAACACUAUGAAUGAGACUUCUGAUGAACGUCGACGAAGACUUAAUCGUGAACAACAACAACGUUAUCGCAAAAACAAAAGAAAUGUGGAUUCAGAUGGCCCUACGGAACUUGACCACCCAGGAGAAAAGAAGGUAUGUAUGCAAGGUGUAGUUAGUGACAUUAUGGAUGAGACUUCUGAAGAACAUCAACAAAGACUUAAUCGUGAACGACAACGGCGUUAUCGUAAAAACAAAAGAAAUGUGGAUUCAGAUGGCCCUACGGGACUUGAGCAAUUUUUAGAAAAUAAUAUGUCUACUGCUGAGCAAGAAGUAGUUAUUCCUCUGACUACUGUUCUUCUAAAAACAUCAAAAGCGCGUGUUUAUCCAUGGUGUUCACAAGGUUUAGACCGUCACUCUCUGGGAAGCAUGAAUCAUAGAUGCAAUUGUUGCGGGGCACUGUUGUGGAUAGAUGAAAGAAAAAAAGGCACAUCUACACGAUCACCAAUUUUUACAACAUGUUGUGCCAAAGGCAAGGUUUCUCUUCCUCCUAUUGAGGAAUUACCACAUCCUCUCAACGUGCUUCUUACUAGGACAGAUCCAAGUGCACGUUUAUUUAGGAAAAAUAUUAGGUCAUAUAAUUCAGCUUUGGCUUUUACAUCUAUGGGUGCAAAGGUUGAUAAUAGUAUAACAGGAACAAGUGGUGUUUACAGCUUUCGUGUUCAUGGAGAAAUGUAUCAUAACAUAGGCACAAUGCUUCCUGACAAUGAAGCUCGCCCUCAAUUUGCUCAAAUAUAUGUGUAUGAUACUGAGCAUGAAUUGCAAAACAGGAUGAAUGUAAUGCCUAAUCUUGAUCCAGUUAUUCUUGAGGAGCUUCAGCAAAUGUUACAUGAUGUGAACCCAUAUUGUGAAAUGUUCAGACAAGCUGGAGACAUUGUAAGAUUAAAUCCAUCCUUGGACUUGCAGAUGGUAAUCACAGAUAGUAGAAAAGAAGAUCCUAGACGUUACAAUACUCCAGCAGCAUCGGAAGUUGCAAUCAUUAUGAUUGGAGCUGAACCAUUGGAACGAAAUAUUGUGCUACAAUUGCAUGAAGGAGGAUUACAAAGAAUAUCAGAAAUGCACCGUGCUUAUGAACCAUUGCACUAUGUUCUCAUGUUUCCCAGAGGUGAAGAUGGGUGGCAUCCUUACAUUCCUAUAAAAGAAUCUAUAGCCUUUGAUGAUGAUGAGGCAAGUACUACAAAAAAACAUGUUAGUGCAAUGAAUUAUUUUGCAUACAGACUUCAAUUAGGUCGGCCAGGUGAAGCAGUAGUCCUACAUCGAUUUGGAAGACUUUUUCAACAGUGGAUUGUUGAUGU